AUAAUAAUAAUAUAUUAUUUAUUCUUAUCAAAAUAUGUGAUUCAUUGAUAAAACGUGUUUUUGUUAUCAUAACACGACUGCGGACUACCAUAACAUCACAUACAGUGUUAUAGUAGUAUGUGAAUAAUUCGUGAUUAGUGACAUAGUUCAUAGAGUAGAAACUUUUCUAUGAGUUCAUUACCUAACGAUUUUUUAUUUAAUGUGGAAAUGAAUGAUUCAGUGAUUUCACUGUCAUCAAUAUCAUCUGAUUCAGUGUCAUCUGAAAGUUCAACUUCAAUAUCUGAUAACUUCUUAACAAUAAAUGAAAAUGAUCUAAAUGAAGAUAUAUUGAGAAAAGAAAUUGAAAAAUGCAAUCAAAUGAUAAGAACUACUAAAGAGUGUAGUCAAGAACGCAUGCGAUUGGUUAGAAGAUUAGUAGAGUUAAGAUUCAAAUUAGAAAUGGUAACAGAAAUAAAGGCUUUAGAAAACAAAAAUCAAUUGAUUGAAACCAAAGUGAUUUUUGGUCAUCAUUUAUCUUUUGUAUGGAAACCAAACUGGUUAGAAAAUAAAAUCUGUGAUGUAUGUGCAAAAACUAUUUGGAAAUACAUGCAUCAGUUGUAUGAAUGUUCAGAUUGUGGAUACUACUGUCAUAUUUUUUGUUUGGAUAAAAUCAAAAGAGUUUGUACUGCAGUUCUUGCUAGUGAACAUUCUAUGAUUUUAACUAUCACUCCAUCCAAUGGAUUGUUAUCUCAAGAUUACAAAUGUGCUGAAUGCCAAUCAUAUAUUCGUAUUCGUAACACCAAACUGUCAUCUGAAGAUACUCUUUCAUUAGAAGCCCGCUUAUGUGACUAUGAUGGAAAAUUUUACUGUCCCUUACAUCAUUGGAAUAAUACUGCUUUAAUACCAGCACGUGUUUUAUGCAAUUGGCAAUUUGAGAAAAAAUGUGUUAGCCAGGCAUCUUUUCAACUACUUAAUUAUAAUUAUAAAUCAAAAAUGUAUAAUUUAGAAAAACACAACCCUAAACUCUUUACAUAUUUAGAGUCACUCAAUAAAAUCAAAAACAUUAAAAAUAGUUUAGUAAAAAUGAAAAAAUACUUGGUUUUAUGCAAAGUUUGGAAUGCACAGUUGAAAAAUGUAUCUUCAAGAUGUCAUGAAUUGCUAUAUGAUAGUGUUCUGUAUAGUAUGAAAGAUAUGGUUGAAAUACAUUCAGGACUUUUUUUAGAAGAUUUACAGAGAGUAUAUGACAUCUGUGAAAAACAUAUUCGAUAUGAAUGCGAAAUUUGUAAAAAUCAAGGAUACAUUUGUGAGCUUUGUCAAAAGGACACAAUAAUAUUUCCAUUCGAUGAAGAUGCCCAUAGCUGUGAUAAAUGUGAUAAUGUUUAUCACUACCAAUGUUGGAAAAAUAGAGAUUUCUGCCCUAAAUGCAAAAGAAUUAAAGAACGGUCUAGACUUCAAGAAGUAUAAUUAUAUAUUUCCAAAAGUAUUGAAAACAUUUUAUUUUAAUCUAUUACAAUAUUUUUUAUUUACUUAUUAAAAUUUAAAAUUUUUGUACUAUUUAUUUUAAUUACUAUCUAAAGUAAAAAUAUUUUUGAAUAUUGUUUUAUAGCAAUAAGUAAUUACUGCCUUUAAAAGUAAUAUUAAUAACUAAAACGUAUCUAUAGAAGGGUUAAUUACUGUGAUAUUUUUAAUUAUGAAUUUAAUUUUAUUAUUAUUCUGUUGAUGUUUUACAUAUUAUAUAUUAGGAUUAAAAUUUAGAUAAGG
Messenger RNA from Aphis gossypii (cotton aphid), 1740 nucleotides. It is a transcript of the gene DEF8, whose product is annotated as differentially expressed in FDCP 8 homolog. NCBI's taxonomy places the organism in Eukaryota, Metazoa, Arthropoda, Insecta, Hemiptera, Aphididae. The record is from RefSeq and is a predicted model, not a curated record. The transcript has 7 exons. Bases 169 to 1443 code for a protein of 424 amino acids.